AUGUUUAAGGCCGGAUUUGGGAUCCGUGGGUUCUCCACCAUGACGCCGUUAAUGAACUCGGCGGUUAUGUUAACACCAAAAUUAGCUGCCAGGCAAUUUCCAGCAUCCAAUUCCACUAGAUCAAGACUCAGAGCCCUUAAGAGAAAGGAAAAGAAAUUAAAGAAACAAAUCAUUAAGGAUGUCAAUACUCUCAAACAACAUCAAGAAACAAACUUAAGUUUGAGUGUUGACCCUGUUUUGGGUAAUGAAAAAUGUGUUUUCAUUCAAGGAAUGAGACAAUACUUGAAGGACACCACCAAUUUGGCCCAAGGUUUCACCAGAGAAGAAGUUGAAAAGUUACUCUAUGGAGCUGAAAAGGCCUCAUUAGAGAAGAUCGGUACCAAUAAUGCAUUAUAUGAGAGCACUCGUGCAUUGGAAGAAAAAAAGAAGAGAGCCGUGUUAACUAUCUUACACAGUAGAAACACCAAUAAGGCCGAUAAAAAGACAUUGGCUAUUAAAUAUGCUAAAGAGAAUUUCCAAAGAUUUGAUGGAGAUACUGGAUCAUCUGAAGUCCAAGCAGCUAUUAUGACUGCCAAGAUUCAUUUGGGGAUGGACCAUUUAAAGCAAGCAUUCAAAGAUAAGAGUCAUUUGGCAAGAUUAAAUCAAUUGGUACAACAAAGACAACUGACCUUGAAAUACUUGAAGAAAGAUGACCCAGAAAGAUACUAUCAUGUGAUCUCCAGACUUGGAUUAACCGAUGAUGUGAUUAUGCAUGAAUUCAGUAUUAGUUACCAAUACUUGCAAGACUAUAAGGUGUUUGGUGAUAAGGAAUUGGUCAAGUUAUCGGAGAAGCAAAGAAAGAAGAAGGAAGCUUUGGUUGCCUUAUCGAAGAGGGUUGCCGAAUAUAACGUUUUGGCCAAACAAAAUUAUGAAAAGAUUGCACAGUUAUCAGAUGAAAACCAGUAA
Lizanozyma spartinae is the source of this 945-nucleotide messenger RNA. Its product is annotated as mitochondrial 37S ribosomal protein uS15m. Gene Ontology annotation, biological process: translation. NCBI's taxonomy places the organism in Eukaryota, Fungi, Ascomycota, Pichiomycetes, Serinales, Debaryomycetaceae. Gene Ontology annotation, cellular component: ribosome. The record is from RefSeq and is a predicted model, not a curated record. Gene Ontology annotation, molecular function: structural constituent of ribosome. The transcript has a single exon. The coding region runs from base 1 to 945 and encodes 314 amino acids.